ACACAGUCAGUUUGUUUCCAACAUCGCAAUAACAACAAUCAGUCUCCGAUCCGUGAAAGUAUAGAAGUGGAAGGUCAAUGCAAGUGGUCCUUAGUUCCGUUUGUGCCUCAUCCUGCCGUGUAAUAACCGUGCUGUGCUGUUUCGACAAUAUAUUGAAUUGAUAUAGAACUCCGCUUAUGCGUGGCGUGUGAAAAUCAACUAGACAACGGGACAAAGCUGACGGACGGAAGGACGGCGGAGCCGUGUCUUUGUGUUGUGGAAUUUCGCCUUGCGGACGACGACGACGGCUAGUCCGCUGGCUGGGAGGGUGUCUGUUAAAAUUCCAGAACUUGCUGCAUCAGCAGCGGUAAUUGGAUUAUACGGUUCUUCGGAUUAAAGGAAAAUUGUGAGUGAAAUUUGCUGCUUUCAGUGGGUGAGGUUUUGUGCGAAUUGAAAUUAGGAAAAAAAACGAAAGUGUGUUCCGCCUCGCCUCCGAGCCGAGGAACGACGGAAGAAUCGCGUGAGUGCGCUGUGUUUUUCAGGUGCUCUCAACUCGACCAACGGGACUGACGUUUUUCGAUUACAUUAGCAGGUAGUAAUACUGCUCUCGCUCGUCGUGGCAGAGUGGUGGCAUUAUGUAAAUUUAUCCAUCCCAUAAAUCGCAGUCGGUCCGAGUGAAGUCGCGCUGUUGAACCCUCAUCCGUGUGCUGUGCCUGUGGUGUGGUGAUAUUGGAGAUUGGAGCAAUUGUCUGACCGCUGCUGUAAAAGCCCCGCUGGGUACGGGUUAGCCACCAGAGUUUGGCUGUCGAUCAGCAGCAGUAUGCGUCCGUCCCCGUCACUAUGAUAGCAGCUGGGAGGACGAGACGAGUUGGACAGAAAAUGUCCAAACAGCAGGGCAAAUAUGAGCUACUUAAGGAGGAUACUAGUUUAAGGAAAAAACACACCUACAUUCAGGGAUGCCUUCUGCUGGCCUUAGCCGCACUGUCCAGUGUGGCAGUGUACGCGACCUGGACGAUGAUCUACCGCCAGAAUCUAAUCAUUCCACCGACACUAAUCGACAUUCCAGCCCAAUGGCCCGACCGACUCCGCCAGUAUGCGGCAAGCUACCGGACAUUCCCUGCUUCUUCGCUGCCGGCGGCAGCAGAACAAGACGACAACGACGACGGCGGCACGCUAUCGCUGAUUUCCCGCACGCAAUCAGGAUCAGCACCGCCGGCCCCGAAUGACACCGCAGACGACGGUCUGCCCACCGUGGCAUCGGGCAUCAAGGAGCUGGAGAACGAGCGCAUUCUGCCAUCGAAAUUCGGUAAUUUCAUUUACUCGAAGGAAGCCUCCAAGGCGGCGGGUGGCGUGAAGGAGGUUCGCAAGAUUGUCUGCUACUAUACGACACCCCCGAUGAACCCCACCAGCGGCAGCAGAAGCAGAAGCAACAUUCGAAGCAGUCUCUAUCCGGAGCACAUCGACCCGUAUCUGUGCACACACCUGAACGUCGGUGUGGUGGAAAUUGUCAACGGAACGUUGUACAUCAACGACGAUCUACGGGUGGUGUUCAACCAAACCAAACAGCUGAAGCGAGCAAACCGGGAGCUGCGGAUCUUGCUUUGGGUUGGUGGCGGUGGAGUUGGGGGCUUCUCGGAGAUGGUGCUCAAUCACGCCAGCCGGAAGCUGUUCAUCCAAUCGCUGAAGGCUACCCUCGAGCUGUACCAGCUGGACGGGGUCGACCUGGACUGGGAGUUUCCCGGUAGCGGGGGCAAAAAUCGAAUGCAUUUUUCGCAGCUGCUGCACGAGAUCCGCCGGGAGUACCAGCGGGAACAUCGCACCUACAUACUGAGUGUGGCCGUCGCGGCACCGCCCACGAUUGCUUACAUGUCGUACGACGUGCGGGAGAUCAACAGCUAUGCCGAUUAUGUUAACAUUAUGACGUACGAUUAUCACUUCUACGCUGCGGAGACGCCGUGGACUGGUCUCAACGCGCCUUUGUACCGUCGGCAUGACGAACACUCGAUCUUCGGUACGCUGAACAUCAAUUCUUCCGUCCACUACUGGCUGUCGGCCGGUUUGGAGAAAAGCAAAAUCGUGAUCGGACUGCCAACGUACGGGCACACCUUUCAGCUGGUCAGUGGGUUCAACGCGCGGAUCGGAGCCCCGGCGUCCAGCUACGGCCGGGUCGGCAUGAUCGGGUACGCUUCGUACUCGGAGAUCUGCUGGUUCCGGCGGCACAACAUCUACGUCCAUCAGGUGUACGACGUCGAGAGCUGUUCGCCGUAUCUGUACGCCGGCCGGGAAUGGAUUUCCUACGAGGACGAACGCAGCCUGGAGUGCAAGGCGAACUACAUCAAGGAGAACGGCUUCGGCGGGGCGAUGAUAUUCUCGCUGAACACCGACGAUUUCGGCGAAUAUUGUGCCGACAAUUUGCUGUACGACGAGGAGGGUAAUUUUGCCGGCGAAGGCGGUCGACGCCAGCCGACGGCGACGACAGAGCAGAGCAAUUUUCCGCUGCUGCGAAAGAUUCAUUCCGUGCUGGUUGAUACCAAGAAUUAGAGUGUGAGUAGAUUGUGCUAAUCGAUAAUAAAAAUACAAUACGACUUAUAAGGGUUAAGUGAAGGACGGUGAUAUGCGAAUAUUUCGCAGAAUUACAAGGGAUACGAUGACGAUGAGAGCGGGUUUUUUUAGAUUGUCAUAACUGUCAUUCGAUCGAUAUUAUCCCCCAAAAGCGGGGGGCUUUAAAUGGAUAUUAUUAGCGGAAGAGAGCAGAGGGAAACAGUAUAAUAACUUUUUGUAGAACGGUAUCUAGUCAAGUCGCUGGAUUCGGUGCGAUUUCAUGUAGGUUUGAAUUUGUAACUUUAAUACGGAGACGUAUUAAAGUUUUAGCAAUUAGACAAGAAUCUGAGUUUGGUCACGACAAUUUGGACCUGCAUCUGUUGUUCAUAAUUAACAGUUGUCUUCCAUUAAUGCGAAUUAAUGUUAAUUUAGUUAGUAAAAGGGGUUUAAUUGCUUUUAUUGCAAAUUGUUCUUGGUAUAAUUUCUUUUGCGGUUUCUUAUUUUUUAAAUUAUUCAUUAUUUAAAUUUAUAUUUAAACCAAGCUUCCGAGCAAAGAAUGUAAAAAAAAUUGAAAAAGAAAAAACUUUCCGUGCAGCUUUUUAGCGUCGGACAACCAAGCGUUUGAGAACUAGCGGUAAAAAUUUCAAAGAUUUAUUUUUAUACUACACUUUUAAACGACAAACACCGACAACAAAUGCUGUGCUUACGACUGUGUACAAUUCAGCCGCUUCGGACAUUUAUUUUGAUAGCAACUUUGUUGCACCGCAACAAACAAAUCAACCAGAAGGCAAAACACUCGAACCCCGUCCAUCCCCUGACCUGAGCAAGCAGACAGGGAUAGAAAUAAAAAACUAAAAAGAGGGAACCCGAAUAAACUAUUUCAUUGUGUAGAAGAUGAUUAAAACACUACUAGUGCCAAAAGAAACCGUAAACCGAGCAGAAUUAAACUACCCAAGUUACAUACCCACAUAAAUAAGUGAACAGAAUACAAAAUGCAAUUAUGAAAACUUACUACACCAGAACACACACACACAUACAUACACACACAAUAACGAUAUAUGAUAGUACAGAUCUAGUUCUAGAUAGAGAAACUUCAAAGCGGAAGUAAGUUACAAGAAAAAAAAAACAGGUAAAAUAACCGUGCGCUAUGUUGCGAAAACGAACAACAACCAUAGGAAAAGCUGCUGCAAGUGUUGCAACAUUAUAAUAAUUUCUGCUAAAAAUAAUUUUGGUAUGAAUUAAAAAA
Sabethes cyaneus is the source of this 3766-nucleotide messenger RNA. It is a transcript of the gene Cht11, whose product is annotated as chitinase-3-like protein 2. Gene Ontology annotation, biological process: chitin catabolic process; carbohydrate metabolic process. Gene Ontology annotation, molecular function: chitinase activity; chitin binding. Lineage: Eukaryota; Metazoa; Arthropoda; Insecta; Diptera; Culicidae. Bases 820 to 2520 code for a protein of 566 amino acids. The transcript is spliced from 4 exons. The record is from RefSeq and is a predicted model, not a curated record. Gene Ontology annotation, cellular component: extracellular region.